UGAAAAUGGAGUUCCCGCCAAUAAAAGAAAAACAAAAAUGUUGAAAUAUAAGCUUGAAACCCUAGAACACUCCCCAAUUCACAAAAUGAAGGCAAACCAGAGGCGAAAAUCCACCCAAAGCGAACCAGUUAUGUCAAAUCCAAACCCUAAACCACACGUCAAUCACAUCAGCGGCAUACCGAUCGAGUUUCCGUACCCGCCAUACGGCUCUCAACUGGCUUACAUGAGCAGAGUCAUCACAACACUCGAUCGAGCGCAACGAGACGGUCAUUUUCACGCCCUACUUGAAUCGCCUACUGGUACCGGCAAGUCAUUGUCUCUGCUUUGCUCGGUUCUUGCGUGGCAGAAGAAUCACCGCUCAAAGUCUCUGUACGGCAACAUAUCUCACUCAAAACCUGAUCCGGAGGCUCUCAUUGACCCGCUCGGUCACGGCGGGGGGUUUGUUCCUGAAAUGGAGCAACCGUCAGCUAACGUGAUGCCUACUCUUUCUGAGACGAACAAUGGGAAGCAGAAGAAAAAAAGAGGCGUUGUCAUCUACUAUGCCACGAGGACACAUUCACAGAUUAGUCAAGUGAUCGGUGAAUUUCGGAAAACAAGCUAUCAUGUGCCUAUGGGAGUUUUGGGAUCUAGAAAACGCUACUGUACAAACCCUAAAGUUCGUGAUCAAGAUAAUAUUGAUGAGAAAUGUAAGCUACUUCUCAAGGAGAAUAAACAAAAGAAAGCUGGUUGCAGAGAAUUUAUGAACGCGCAGAAGAUCCGAGCUCACCCAUCUGUCAAGAAAGGAGGCUGCUAUGAAGUCCAUGAUAUUGAAGAUCUUAUUAAAGUUGGGGAAAUGGUACAAGGGUGCUCGUAUUUUGGAGCACAAGCCAUGGCAGAAGUGGCAGAUAUAGUUUUUUGUCCAUACAGCUAUAUUGUCAAUCCACAAAUCCGAAAAGCGAUGGAAAUAAAUGUUAAAGGAAAUAUUAUUAUUCUUGAUGAAGCUCAUAAUAUAGAGGACAUAGCUCGGGAGGCUGGUAGUAUAAACGUGGAAGAAGGUGUUCUAUUUCAAUUACAGAAGGAACUGGAAAAUCUUUGUCAAAGUGACCAGGAGAUUUAUCAGCCCUUAUAUGAAAUGAUAGAGGGUAUUAUGAGUUGGAUCAGCCUGAGGAAAAAUUCCCUCGGGAAGCAUAGUUUUCAACAUAAAGCCUCAUGUUGGGGUGCUGAUAAAGCUGUAAAAGAACUUCAAGAAGCAAACAUAUCAAUGCAGUGCUUUCCAAGUUUACAAGAUUGUGCCACAAAGGCAAUCAAAAUAGCAACAGAUGCAGACCCAGAAGUUGCUCAUUUAAGCGGCAUGCCCUGCACGGUAUUAGAAGGCCUCUUCUCUUCGCUUACCUACUUUUUUUCUGAAGAUGGGAAGCACAUAUGCGACUAUCAGCUUGUAUUGCAGUGUCAUAUCAACAGUGAUGAUGGACUUGCUGGUGAUGAGUGGCCCUGUACAUUCAGUUUAUGGUGCUUGAAUCCAGCCCUCGUGUUCAAGAACAUGGCUGAUAGUGCUCUUUCAGUGAUUUUAACAUCUGGGACUUUGUCACCAAUGAGUUCCUUCCAGUCGGAACUUGGGGUUCAGUUCGGAACCUCUCUUGAGGCUCCGCAUGUAAUUAAUGUGGACUCACAGCUAUGGGCUGGUGUGAUCCACCAAGGGCCAGAUAAUUACCCGUUGAAUGCAAGCUACAAAACAUCAGAAGCUUACGGUUUUCAGGAUGCACUUGGUACAUCUCUGGAAGAAAUCUGCAAAGUAGUUCCUGGUGGGUGCUUAGUUUUUUUCCCAAGCUAUAAGCUUAUGGACAAAUUACGCAGUCGCUGGUUCCAAACAGGUCAAUGGUCUCGCCUAAAUGCACAGAAACCCGUUUUUGUUGAGCCAAGAGGAGGGCAGGAUGACUUUGAGCAUGUUCUGAAAGAUUAUUAUGAUACAAUUCGUAACGGAAAGAAAUCUACGACUGGGAGGAGAAGGGGUAAAAAGUGGGAUACAAAUAGUUGUAAUGCAACAAAGUGCAAAGGGAACUCAAAGGGAGCUACAUUUCUUGCUGUUUGUCGAGGAAAGGUCUCAGAAGGAAUUGACUUCUCGGAUGACAAUGCUCGAACGGUUAUAAUUGUGGGGAUUCCUUUUCCAAAUGUGUUUGAUAUCCAAGUAGCAGAAAAGAAGAAAUACAAUGAUACAUUUAAAUCGUCUAAAAGUCUUCUUAGUGGAAGUGAAUGGUACUGUCAGCAAGCUUUUCGAGCUCUUAAUCAGGCAGCAGGCCGUUGUAUCCGACACAGGUUCGACUAUGGAGCCAUAAUCUUCCUAGAUGAGCGUUUCCGCCAAGAAAAAAAUCUAACCUACAUUUCAAAGUGGAUAAGAAAAUCCAUCAGACAGCAUGACAAUUUUGACCAGUCAUUAGAGGGACUAAAGUCGUUUUUCAGAGACGUCAAGGUUGAGAAUAAUGGAAGUUCUAUGAAGCCGAUUGAUGUUACACCUAUUGAUGUUGAGGAGCCACGGAACUGGUUCACAGAUAUGAAGAACGGUAAAUCAACUAAGCCCAACCUGAAAGCACAAAGAUCUGUGUCAGAUGGUGUCACAGAACCAAAAAGUACAACUAAACCGAAGAAAUCCGCGGUUAUGACAAAAGAGUUUGACUGUUCAUCACCAACGCCAAUGAUUUCAUCACCUAAUGAUAUUGAGCUUACUGUUGUUAACGAAACCCCAAGAGAAAAUGACCAUGAGCCGAAGGAAACACUGAUUACGGAAACAACUCUUAAAUCUGCCUCUGAGGAUGAGCUGUCUAAUUCAACCAUAUUCCAUACGAAGUUUCCAGAUCAGCAAUUACCACAUUCCUUUUCUUCACCUUGUUCCACUUCUGCUUCUGGAAUCAUGCAUGCAUUCGUGACUCCUAACAGACAACACAUAUCUCAAAACGCAUCACCUUUACUAGAUACGAGUGUCAAUUCACGUUUUCAUAAAAGAAGAAAGCCUUCAGUAGUCAAAAUGGAACCCUUAGAUUCUCCAGAGACAUCAUCUACCACUUUUGGUGAUGUUAUGAAGAAAGACGUAAAAGUAUCUUGUUCAGUUUGUAAACAUCCGUUAGGUCUUGAGGUCAAUAAUUAUAUUGUUCCUUGUUCAAUAAUGUCACUAUCUAAAACACAUUUGGCAUCAAUUUGGAAAGGGGAGUUUGAGAAGCAAGUAAUGGGCCCCACAAGUGUACCUGUUGCGGUAACCGACAUUACGUCAGUUGAUACAAGAAUAUGGGACAGAAGUCCAGAACAAGGAAUAUGGAGUAAAGAAGACGGUUGUGUAUUUAAUAAAAUCUUUUGCACUUUCUGCAGUAAUCAAGAUAAUUGCCUUGGCUUGCGUGUUGUUGCAACCGAUUCAUCCAAUGUUCAUCUUCUAAAUAAGGCUAUCUUUUAUUCUGACAGACUGGAAAUCCAACAUAUCGAUCUAUCAAGGGAUAAGGAACACUCACCAUCUAGUGUUACAAGUGGGACUAAAAGUCUAGUACAGGAUCCGUUUGAGAAAUAUGCAUACGUACCUCCAGAAACCAAUUCAGGAGGCUGGCGAACGACAAAAUCAAAGAUGCGGCUACCAAGAAAAGUCUAAAUUUUAACAUUGAUGCCUAACAAAGUGUAAAUUUUAAACUGGUUUUCUCGACAACAAUGAUUGAUUUUGAGGAAGAUUGAAUUGAAUCUCAAGCGGGCCAAUUACACAUGAGUUGGGAAUCAAUGUUUAUUUUCAACUCUGGUGAUAUGUUUUUAGUUGUUUGUGUAAACUUUAGUUAAUUAUUGUUACUCUUUUGUUCCUUUAUUCACUAGCUUUUUCUCAUGUAAAUGAUUUAAGAAAAGUCUUUUCUAGUAAUCAUACAUUCUUUUAAAAAAGAGUAUUUUUAUAUACCACGUAUUAAAUAAUACAAUAUUUAACUUUUG
Messenger RNA from Helianthus annuus (common sunflower), 3930 nucleotides. Its product is annotated as Fanconi anemia group J protein homolog. The coding region runs from base 38 to 3607 and encodes 1189 amino acids. Lineage: Eukaryota; Viridiplantae; Streptophyta; Magnoliopsida; Asterales; Asteraceae. Gene Ontology annotation, biological process: nucleotide-excision repair; double-strand break repair involved in meiotic recombination. Gene Ontology annotation, molecular function: hydrolase activity, acting on acid anhydrides, in phosphorus-containing anhydrides; DNA binding; ATP binding. The transcript has 27 exons. The record is from RefSeq and is a predicted model, not a curated record. Gene Ontology annotation, cellular component: nucleus.